Parathielavia appendiculata is the source of this 1565-nucleotide messenger RNA. RefSeq lists its product as uncharacterized. NCBI's taxonomy places the organism in Eukaryota, Fungi, Ascomycota, Sordariomycetes, Sordariales, Chaetomiaceae. The transcript is spliced from 2 exons. The record is from RefSeq and is a predicted model, not a curated record. The annotation marks the transcript as partial.
AUGGCGGUCGCGUCCAUGCAAGUCGAGGGCGCCAAUGCUCAAGCAACGGUCCGUCAACCCAUCCGAUUCCCCGACGAGGUUAUACCGGCGAUCGACGGAUUACCCGUGUGGAACGACGGCAAGAAGUGUAUCGAGUGCGGGUAUAUCCGGCGUACGAGGAACCACAUCCAGCAGCAUUGCCGGUCAGAGCAUGGUUGGGUGAACCCGAGGGGCCGCGGCCGUAAGCCAGGGCGGACGCCGGCAGGCGGAUUGGGCGAGGCGUGGGUGGAUGGGGUAUUUUGCCAGCGGUUCGGGCGGGACGGCGCGUUACAGCGGUUGUUCGAGGUUAUACCGCCGCCGGCGGCCACGGCCGGUAGCGACGCCCAGGGCCCAGGCCGGGGCGAGUGCGGGCCGAGGGGCGCCCGAGCGGCCAUCCAGGCGCAGUUCGAGGCAUUGGCGCGGGCCAUCAAGGAGAAAGACGAGGCGGCGGCAGCGUUGAUCGGCGAGCAGUCGCGGUUGUCGGCCAACAUGUGGGUGCGGCGGACAGGGUGGCCACGGCAUUUACACGGGUUCGACCGGGAGUGGUUGGCAUCGACGACGAAGCGGCCGGAUACCGAGGAGGGGACGACGAGCGGUGGUAGUAGGGGGCACGGGGAUCGGGACCAGGGCCGGGAUCGUGACCGAGACGAAGCCGAAGAGGAGGCGAGUCGCAGCGGAGGCGAGGAUGCGUCGGCCGACGAUGACAAGGCGGAGAGCGAGGCCGCGUUGGCCAUCGUGUCAUUGGCCGUGGAGCGAGUCAUUUGGCGGGCGCAGAAGGCGUCGCAGGCCAGCGUGGUCGGAUCGGCGGCCGUCCAUUACAUCGAACGGCGCGAGGUCGGCGGCGAUUCGAACGAGAAGCCGUUCAACGCGGGCCAGAAGGGCGCGACGAUGGUCAAGUACAGCGCGGUAUGGGCGUCGGUGAUGGCGCACAUAUGGCGCACGUGGCAUUUGGAUCCGGUCGAGGAGGCGGCCGAGGAGGAGGCGGCCGAGGGGGAAGCGGAGGAGGAGGAAGCGGAGGAGGAGGAAGCGGAGGAGCAGGAGGAGGAGCAGGAAGAGGAGCAGGAGGAAGAGGAGGAGGAGGAGCAGGAGGAGCGGGGCGAUGGCGACCCGGGGGCGAACGCCCGGAUAGAGGGCGGCGAGCCGGAGGGGAUCCGAGAUCGCCGGCCGGCAUACCAUUUCACCGCCGAGCAAGCCGAGUUGUUCGAUCGGGUUCGCAUAGCCGCAUACGCGGCGAUCGAAGGCCGAGACGAGAGUAGGACCGACGACGGUUCCGGUAGCGCCGAGGACAAAGACGAAGACGACACGAGCGAGUUGGAGGGCCAUAUAUUGGAUUUUUUCAUCGCGUUGUUGGACCACGACAUCGGCGACAACGAGUUCCGGAACGCGUUGUAUAGCGGGUUGGCCGUGUUAGGGAUCCAGCCGGGGCACGGAUGGCGAAGCGCGUUGGUAUAUACACCCGUGUUGUCGGCGAUCGUGACGGUGGCGCGGAUGUUGGUGUUGUACAAGGCCAAGCGGGCGCGCGACGAGGAAAUCCGGCGCCGACAGCG